Auanema sp. JU1783 is the source of this 2481-nucleotide messenger RNA. NCBI's taxonomy places the organism in Eukaryota, Metazoa, Nematoda, Chromadorea, Rhabditida, Rhabditidae. The record is from the annotation of a GenBank genome assembly.
AUGGGUGGAGGGGUCGUACGGUUCAAGGAAGUGAAUAACGUUCGAGACCAUUUUAGUGCGACUGAUUCACCAUCAAGAUACGAAUAUGCGGUUGCUCGAGAGUUCUUCCAAGAGCUUGGAAGUCCAUUCCACGUGGUUGUUGCCAUGAGAUCUUCGGAUGAGGGUAAUAUACUGAGACCAGAUUACAUUGACAAAGCAUUAGAGAUUGAAGAGUUCUUACAAUACAAAUUGAAAGUAGAGCAUGAAGGAAGAAACUACUCAUAUUCUGAUUUCUGUGGAACUCAAUGUGAAACUUCAGAUGCUGUUAACAUCUUCUUGACCAUGUUCAGAGAUCAGCAAAGGAAGAAUACCAGUCAUGUCAAAUUAACAUAUCCAUCUAUGGACGUAUUUGGUCAUCGUGUUUACUUAGCUAAUAAUAUAUUUCUUGUCGGGUUGAACAACAGAUCACAGAUUGUUGAAGAAUCUCGUCUUCUGGCUAUUAACUUCCACGCAAUUUACAGUAAUGAAAGUUCCUUGGCUAUUAUGAGAAAAUGGGAAAAAGCUGUCUUCAACUACAGCUUGAGUACUACAAAUGAUCCUUUAAUUCGAGUUUAUUGUACAUCUGAAGGGUUAGUAUCUGAAGAAGUUCGACGUACAGGAAUCUUGGCAAUGCCUUUGAUGGGAGUUACUUUCCUUAUCAUACUGGUCUUUACUGUUAUCACAACAUUGAAAAAGAAUCCAGUUAAAAGUAAAACAAUGGAAUCAAUUCUUGGAGUCAUUUGCCCAAUCCUCUCCUUGGUAGCUUCAUUUGGACAUCUAUUCUGGAUGGGAUUCGAAUACUUGCCUAUCGUAACAGUUGUACCAUUCUUGAUCUUGGCUAUUGGAGUUGAUGAUGUUUUCAUAUUCAUCCAUGCUUGGCAUAGAACCAAUGACAAAAAGACUGUAAGAGAUCGAAUGGCUGAGACUUUAGCUGAUGCUGGACCAUCAAUUUCUAUCACCUCGUUAACGAAUCUUUUAUCUUUCGGUAUCGGAAUCUUCACACCCACUCCCGCUAUUUAUACUUUCUGUGUGUUCAUCUCCGUUGCCGUUGUUUAUGAUUACAUUUAUCAAAUAUUCUUCUUCUCAGCUGUGCUGGUCAUUGGAGGUGAGAGAGAGGCUCAGAACAAGAAUGCUUAUUUCUGGUGGAUUGUUGAAAAGCCUGAAGAGAAGAAGUCAGCACAAGAACCUUCUUCCAUUGAAAAGUAUUUGGGACAUCUCGCAACUUCUGCUUUGAACGUUUGGGUCAAGUUCAGUAUGUGGAGCUACAGCAAGUAUCUCAUUGGAACAAUAGUUCUCUCCUAUUGGGCUAUCAUGCUUCAUGGCGUUAUGCAGAUUAAGGUUGGAUUAUCAUCUGAGAAGCUAUUCUUGGAAGACUCACCAUUAUUGGACCUUGUGCGUAUUCAAACCAAUGUGAUAUUCAAGGAAGGUGGACAGGUUGCCAUCUUUGUUAAUAGUCCUGGUGAUAUGGCUGAGCCUGACAAAAUUCCUGAGCUAAUGAGAAUCAUUCAACGAUUCGAAACAGCCAAUAACAGUGUUGGAGCAGCUAGUACCCACAAUUGGCUUCUACCAUAUCUGCCAUUCGUUGGAGAGAAGGAACAUGGAAGUAUUGAUUUCAAAUAUCGCUACUUGCCAGAAUUUUUCAAGCUUCAAGAGUAUCGUAAAUGGAGUCAUUUCGUGAAUCUUGGAAAUACUCAAGAUUGUUUAUCUGAACGAUCGUCAUGUCUGCAUAAGUUUGUAUUCACAACUGGUUUCCAUAACGCUGUUUCAUGGAGUGAUCGGUUAAGCUUGCUAGAAAGAUGGAGAGAUAUCGCUAGUGAGUAUUCUCAUCUCAAUUUGACUAUUUAUGAGGACUUCUCUAUGUACUCCGAUCAACUUCUGAGUAUCGUACCUGUGACUCAACAAACUGUGUUGUUCGCUCUGAUGUGUAUGAUAGUUGUCUUGAUGUUAUUCACACCUUCUUUGGUUACUAUUGUGACUUCUACAGUUGCUAUUCUCUCUAUUAACUUAGGUGUGUUCGGUUGUUUGGUAUACAUGGACAUCGAUCUCGAUCCUAUAUCCAUGACAACACUAUUAAUGGCUAUUGGUUUUUCUGUUGAUUUCGUGGCUCACGUUACAUGGCAUUAUUACAAAGGAGAAUUCGCUACACAAGAAGAACGCAUUCGUCAUGCUUUAGCAUCCAUCGCUUGGCCAAUGGUGCAAGCUGGAACUUCAACUAUGAUUUCGAUCACAGUCUUGGCUCUUGUUCAUGCUUACAUGGUACAAGUGUUUGUGAAGGUUGUUGUUCUUGUAAUUUUCCUUGGAAUGUGUCAUGGUUUGAUUGUGUUACCAGUCGUGUUUGCCGCUCUACCGUUCUCAAAGCCAUCAGCUAAUACAUUGAAGAAGAAGGUUCAUGACAGUGAGAAGCAUGGAAGUCCUAUGGCAUUGGAAGAGAAAAAGCAACAUCGUCACUCGUCCCAAGCAUAA